Messenger RNA from Hypanus sabinus (Atlantic stingray), 987 nucleotides. RefSeq names its product elongation of very long chain fatty acids protein 1-like. The record is from RefSeq and is a predicted model, not a curated record. Gene Ontology annotation, biological process: fatty acid elongation, saturated fatty acid; very long-chain fatty acid biosynthetic process; sphingolipid biosynthetic process. NCBI's taxonomy places the organism in Eukaryota, Metazoa, Chordata, Chondrichthyes, Myliobatiformes, Dasyatidae. The coding region runs from base 55 to 969 and encodes 304 amino acids. Gene Ontology annotation, molecular function: fatty acid elongase activity. The transcript has a single exon. Gene Ontology annotation, cellular component: endoplasmic reticulum membrane; endoplasmic reticulum.
AACCUUGUUACAGCAUCUAAACAAGCUUUGGAAGUACCACUUUGAAACGCAACAAUGUUGGCGGAGGUAGGGUCACAGGUUGCCCAGGUUUACGAGGUGCUCUUAAAAGGAGACCCAAUGAUUGAAGAAUAUCCCUUCAUGGUGUCUCCAGUCCCUAUGACGGCUCUCCUGUUGUUCUCUGUAUAUGUUGUACUGUCUUUGGGGCUCAAGCUUAUGGCUGGCAGGAUGCCCUUCGAUCUCAAGAAGAUUAUGGUUUGCUAUAACUUUGCACUGGUGUUUUUCUCAAUAUUCAUAGUCUAUGAGAUCUUGAUGUCUGGCUGGGCAACUGGGUAUACAUUCCGAUGUGAUCCAAUAGAUUACUCCAAUAACCCGAAAGCUCUUCGGAUGGUGCGUGUAGCAUGGCUGUUCUUAUUUUCCAAAUUCAUUGAGCUGUUUGACACAGUAUUCUUUGUCCUGCAGAAGAAGAACAGUCAGAUUACCUUUCUUCACAUAUUCCACCAUUCAGUAAUGCCAUGGACCUGGUGGUGGGGUGUCAAGUUUGGACCAGGUGGCAUGGGAUCCUUCCAUGCCAUGGUGAACUCCAUCGUCCAUGUCAUCAUGUACUUUUAUUAUGGUCUGUCUGCCGCUGGCCCAGCGUUUCAGAAAUACCUCUGGUGGAAGAAGUAUAUGACAGCAAUCCAACUGGUCCAAUUCAUUAUUGUCUCACUGCAUGUCACCCUGUACUACUUCACGGAUCAUUGUGAUUACCAGUUCCCCAUUAUCAUCCAUCUUGUGUGGAUGUACGGAACAUUUUUCUUCAUCCUUUUUUCUAAUUUCUGGUACCAGGCCUAUACCAAAGGCAAGAGGUUGCCCAAGAACAUGGAGCACAAACGCAAUGCAGCUGUGAAGAUUGGCAAACCAGCAGCAGAAAACGGUGGGCACUUGCUGGAAAAUGGGGAGGUGAUGAAUGGGAAAGUAAAGACAAAGUAAUAAUGAAUAACUUUUUAA